UAGAGAUAGUGCAGAACAUCCAAGGGUAGCUCAGUUUGUUGACGCCCACAACAUAUACCACCACCACCAAGCAGUCUCACUCUCGCCGCAGGGGAUACGCGAUCCCUCGAGAGCUACUUACGUUCGAGUCUAUAUCUUCUUCGAGUCGCUCGUUAAAGCCGGCAUCUUCACUUCCCAACAAUCCGAGGCUUCCCAGCUACUCUCGCUCGCAUACGUCAGUUCACUCCCAACAAAGAAGAUAACACCCUAUUUCAUAUCUGUAUAGGAGUCCCAAUUUGCAUGCAUACUCGCUUCCGUUAACCAAGAUCGCUCUGCCUGCAAGAGAUUUAACAUCUCAUAUGCGGGCAAGCUCUAGAGCUCUAGAGCUUCGAAGAAACCCAUGCCGCCGCACUCUGCGAUGAAAACAAGGCCGCAAUUGUUUGGAUACGUCCAGCAACGAGCUCCACCACCUGCUCUUAGCCAUGGAACAGUCCAUCGCAAAUAAUACCAAUACCAAUAACAAUAACAAUCAUAUACUAGGUUCAAAAAUUAGGCCUCCAAGCGUUCUUGGAGCGUCUCUAAAGCUCACGCCAGCGAAGUCUCCAAUCCUAAAACCGGCAGCAAGACCACCUCACAGACCCCCUCAUUACUCGACAUUAUCCUUGCAGACUGUGAUCGGAACAACUACCUCAAACCCGAAUGGCUUCUCCUUCCACGAGCCUACGAAAUCAUUUGCGCUGUGUGCAGGUUCAGCGACGAUUCUGGCAGAGAUAGAUGAGGACCUAAACAUCUCGCAGCGUUUCUUUCGCGCACGGCCUACCGCAUCUCCCGUUAAUCCUAUCCAGUCAUUCUAUAAUACAUCGACACCUCCCACUACGCCAGAUACGCGAACGAGGUCGCUUCAACCGACGGGUAGAGCGUCGACUAUAAACGGAGCGCCGUAUGCGAACUCUCCAAACUCAGAAUGGGGUGAGAAUACCAGCUCGCGAACAUGGACUUCGCGAGAAAGGAUAAAAGCCAUUACAUGUGUUUCGAUAAGCCCAAAUGGCAGGUUUUUAGCAGUAGGAGAGACUGGGUAUUCCCCUCGGGUUUUAAUAUUCUCAACCGCCAAGGACUCUCCACUUGAUAUCCCUCUUUCGAUAAUGAUGGAUCACUCGUUUGGCAUUCGUAGCCUCGCAUUCAGUCCCACCUCGCAAUAUUUGGCUACGCUCGGUGAUAUUAAUGACGGAUUUUUGUUCAUCUGGAGCGUGAACUUGAAGAAUGGCGCGGCGAAGCUACACUCGACAAACAAAUGCACCUCAUUCGUUAGGGAUAUAUGCUGGAUGGGAAAUAGUUUAAUAACUGUUGGGAUACGACACGUUAAGGUCUGGCGAUUGACAGACCCUAGGCCUAACUCACCAUCCAAACAGCAGCGAUUCACUCUCGAUGCCCCGGUGCCUUCUCCCUCGAGUUCCUCGCCAAAAGCACUUGCCGGAAGAAACUGUCUUCUAGGCACCUUGGGUGACUGUACAUUCACCUGCGUUGCAAGCAUCUCAGACAGUGAAGCAAUUGUUUGCUCCGAUAGCGGCAUGGUUUGUAUUCUUGAUGACACGAGGACACAGCAAAAGUUACACUUCGUCAAAAGCGUGGCUUUUGGUAUUAGCUCCAUUGCUGUAGACCAUGAGUCUGGAAUGGUUUGGCUUGGUGGCCGUGGCCGGAUAAUACAAAGAUCUUCGAUUGUGGAAUUGAAAUCAUUGAUCUCCCAAUCACCAACAUACCCGGACUAUGACGAACGACUCUCGUCUACUCCAAAGACGAAAAUGCCGGCGAUCAUCUCGAUGGGUAUAUUCUCCACUCAUAUGGUCACGGUAGAUUCCACUCGCGCAAUACGCGUUUGCCCACUCGACAGGGUAGGCGAGGAUAAUGUCGAGACCCUAGUGGAAACAUCCAUGCCAGCACAUCGAGAUGCAGUACUUGGUAUUGGACUUCUCAAGUCCUCCAACCCGCACGAAGCAGACUUUUUCACCUGGUCAUCAGGCGGAACUGUCAAUUUCUGGAGCCUUCAGGGCAGAUGUCGUGCGACGAGGAAAGUAGAUCUGGAGCAAUUACCCGGCAAUGAUGAUGAUAAAAAUGAGUUGAAAAUUUUACGAACCACAGCGGAUAUGAGAACGUUUAUUUCUGGUGAUAAAUAUGGUGUAAUAAGGUUAAUCACCGGAGACCCAUGGGAAUGCACCAAUGAGGUUAGAGCCCAUGGCGGUGAAGUUACAGACAUUGCCGUCCAAGCAAAUAAUGCUGGAGUGAUCAUGGUCGCAACUUGCGGCCGUGAUAGGAUGGUUCAACUUUUUAAAAUCGCCCACAACUCCCUCGACUUGAUACAGACAAUGGACGAACAUGUUGGCGCUGUUGGACGCCUCCUAUUGCUGAAUGACGGUGAAAGGUUACUGUCAUGUUCUUCCGAUCGCACUGUCAUAGUUCGAGAUCGCAUGACCCGUGAAACCGAUGGGGAUACUACGAUAGCGUUCAGCUUGUCGAGAGUUCUCACUCUGAAGGCUUCACCAGUGUCAAUGGCCCUUUAUCCUGAUGGAGAGGAUACACUUAUUUUAUCCACUAUAGAUAGGCACAUCCAUAGAUUCGAUAUCCCAUCUGGAAGACAGAUCCAUUCAUUUAAAGCUUCAGACCCGGAAACGAAUGACACGGUCGUGGUCAGUUCAUUAAUGGCAAACUGCGAGAUCCCAGAACAAAGUCCACCGCUUCUUGUUGGAGUGUCAACGACAGACAAGUCAAUUCGAGUUUAUGACUUCGAAAAGGACGUACUCUUAACGCGAGAAUUUGGCCACACUGAAGGUGUCAGUGAUAUCGUACUACUCGAAACGAAGUCAGAGGAUACCAAUGCAAAAGGAAAGAAAACUCUAAUUAGUACAGGUCUUGAUGGUAUAAUUAUGAUUUGGAACCUUUCCAUCCUGCAACAACAACCUGUGCAGGAAACCCAACAGAUUGCACCAGUUCGCGCAGAAGACGUCACUCCAGCAAAGGAACUGACCGCCGUUAAGCCGCCACUGCGUCGAAUUCUCUCAAAAACUGAACUUGCGGGUUAUCAACGUCUUGAUGGCUACUCCUCAAGCCCUACGCCGGUCAGAGAGCAAUCGCCACCACGAGUCCGAAAGAAGACAUCCCGAUAUACAAUUAGCCCAUCAAUAUCCAAGAUCGGGUACAACUCGCCUACCAUCUCCACUCCUCCACUUCCCCCACCUCGUCGAUCAAGCGUCAUGAUGCCCGACUACAAGAGCAGGCGCUCUCCAUCCCCGCCAAGUCCCAAACCCCAACCCUCCAAAACCCUAUCAGUAAAAAAAAGUAACAGCAGCCUACGGCGUCCCUCUUAUGAUCUUCGCUCUCGCACAAAAUCUAAUGGCAAUACCAUCAACAACCCCUCUACCCCUUCACCUGCACAUACUAGCGAAUUCGGCAGUCUAAACAUGUCCACGGAGCAGGUCUGCAGGACAUUGAGAGCGUACAGAAAGAAAUUAAACGGCUCCACGGAUCACCUACAUGCCGCGACAGAGCUGGAAAGGGAACUUGAUCUCACCGUGCGAGCACUAGGUGAGCGGUCGAAGCGCAUCCAGGUCAACGGAAAUUCUCAUUCGCACGUACAGAAUCAUGUCAAACAAAGCAGAUCUAUCGGUACCCCGAUGCCGGUCAAAUCGCUAAGACUUGCGCGCCGGAUACCAUCCACUCCAAAUUUAAGUCGUAAUAUGAAUGGCGGAGGCCUAUAUAGGACGCACUCUUUGGACCCUGAUGGGGAAGGAUAGACGUGAUGAGGGUUUUGUUUCGCCCCAUCGUUUAAUAUUUUGUCUCUUUUUCUUUUCUCUUCCCUUUCGUUUACUUUUUCAUCCCUUCGUCUUUCUUCCCAUAUUUUUUUAAUAUCUCUCAAACCUUCGUACAAAAUGGCUUUAUUUAUUUUACUCUUGGUCAUUUUGCACCUUUCUGUUUUUCUUGUGGAUAUCCCUUUUCCCGUGGCCCGCAAAUUGGCUUUCUAUUAUACGUUGAAAACUUGUUUUUAAAUUUAAAAACCCUUUUCUCCUGAUUUGUUCGGCCUAUCUAAUAUAGGCCUCUACUUCCCUUCAUCCUCGCACGCCUUUCGGUUCUAUUUACAUUCUAAUUUUGUCCCGUCUAGUCCAUCCGACAUUUUCUUGUUCCUAUUUCCUUCUCCUCUCAUAUUCCCCUCUUAGUUUUCCCUCGUUCGUAUCUCUUUUCCUUCGUCCUUUCAAUCUUAUAGCCCCUUCGGUUUUUUUCCUUUUCCCUUUUGCCCCCUUCUCUAGAAGUUCAUUUUCGGCGGACAUACAUUCGUAAGAUCUUUCUUGUUUUUUUAUUCCCUCUUAUACAUAUUUAUUAAUAGCCAGCUUUCUAGGGGGAUGAAAGUAUUUUUGCGAAACUACGGCGGGCAAAUACAGGUAUGAUCUAGAUGGGUUGGAUGUGGAUCGAGCGCUUCUUUUUUUGUUUUGCCUUUUAAAUUCCUUUCCUAGCUAUUGUGCAGAGCUGGGGUCAUAGAAACAUAAAUUCGAGCAGCGGCUCUGUUUUGUUGAGCGCUAUAUGUUUUAUUUUUAUUCAAAUGCGUAGAAGAAGGACCUCCAUAAUAUUAUUAUUCCUAAUAAACUGAUAGAGGUCGGGAUUUCCUUUUCCCACCCCUGUAAUAUUUUCACUAUCAUUUUUAAUCCCAGUUUUCUCCAUGUCACUACUUAUUUAUUCCCAGCCCCUGGCCCAUUUUCGUCGGGCCUGCGCUCCUCUUGCCAACGGGUCUAUAGCUACUCAUUCGCAUUUCGAUUCUACUAGUUGUGUUUCCCUGUUUGGGGUCAUCUCUUCAGGGCUACAUAAAAUUAAACGGCUAAAAGACUCCGCUAGACUUUUAGGCUUGCAGUUAAAUGAUUGUAUAUAUCUAGUUAUAUCCGUAUGUUACAGAGCAACUAAUACCCCAAUUAACAAAUAAGCUAUCAAUAAACCAUCUUCCACCUCAUGCAGCCGCAGGGCUAAACUACUUUGAAGGGUAGCAUAGAAAUGGAAAUACUAA
This is a messenger RNA of Blastomyces dermatitidis ER-3, 5020 nucleotides long. Its product is annotated as WD repeat protein. Gene Ontology annotation, biological process: mitotic spindle organization; regulation of mitotic cell cycle. Bases 462 to 3764 code for a protein of 1100 amino acids. NCBI's taxonomy places the organism in Eukaryota, Fungi, Ascomycota, Eurotiomycetes, Onygenales, Ajellomycetaceae. The record is from RefSeq and is a predicted model, not a curated record. The transcript has 4 exons. Gene Ontology annotation, cellular component: mitotic spindle. Gene Ontology annotation, molecular function: protein binding.